Molecule: messenger RNA, 507 nt
Organism: Apiotrichum porosum
Lineage: Eukaryota; Fungi; Basidiomycota; Tremellomycetes; Trichosporonales; Trichosporonaceae
Exons: 3
Coding region: 1-507 (168 amino acids)
Biological process (GO): proteasome regulatory particle assembly
Molecular function (GO): protein-macromolecule adaptor activity
Source: RefSeq, a predicted model, not a curated record
AUGGACUUCCAGACUCGCCACCCACAACCCUUCUCUGCCGUCGAGGCAUCACAUCUGGAUGUGAGCACGAUCGUCGCAGAGAUCGCGCGCCUUCAAAACUCCCUCGCACACCUCGACGUUUCCCAGACGGAGCUUGCCGCGUUCCUUGCAGAGGAGGAGGAUGUCGACUUGCGCGCUGCGUGGUCUGAGAACGAGGGCGUCAUCGCCUCUCAAAGAGAACGCAUCGCCCUCCUCCGUGCAGUCCUCACGGAGAAGGUCGGCGCAGACAGCCUGGCGCAUUAUGGCGUUCCAUCAGACACCACCGCCGCCGCUCCAGCACCUUCUGCCGCUACCACCGCAACACCGACAACAACAGCUCAGACCCAUGGUCCAACCCCUGCGCCUGCGCCCGCACCCGCACCGCUGAAUGGAAGCACGGCUAACGGUACCUCGACUGGAGGAGGCCAACCGCAGGCUAUCUCUGGAGAGCAGAUGGCAGUGGACGAGGACGACGGGCUUCACUUGUGA